AAGGUUUAUGUUUUAUGUUAUUUUUCAUUGUAAGUAAAUCUAUUUUUUCGCGGACUUUUUCCACAGUGCACCGCUCUCUUCGUUUCCUUCCAUCUCAAUCAACAUGCAUUUUCCAUUUUCCAUUUGCAUUUGCAUAUCUACAAAUACACUUACCACAUUUUCAGUGGGAACCUCAUCAAACACCUUGCAACAAACAUGGACAAUUUCGAACAAACCGAUGAGAUCCCGUCGACGACAAGUCCCUUCACCGAUCACAACUACGGCGGUUACGACCAUUUCGACGUUCCCUCCGCCGACGAAGGCGACGGCGGUGUUCCUCCGCCAAUGCCGUCUGAUAUAGAUGAAUUCUCUGCUUAUAAUGAUAGCAUGCAGUCGCCGGAGAAUAGUGGAUUUGUUUCGUCUCCUAAUAGGGAGUAUCAGGGUUCGCCUUUUAAUGAGGAAGUGCAAUCUAAGCCGUACGAUCUAGGAGCUGAUACGGAUGGGAUAUUCUCGUCUGGUAAUGAUGGACCGUUGCUUCCUGAUCCUACCGAGAUGCGUGAGGAGGGUGCUGCUUUUCGCGAAUGGCGUCGCCAAAAUGCCGUUUAUCUUGAGGAGAAGGAGAAGAAGGAAAAGCAAAUGAGGAAUCAGAUUAUUGCUGAAGCUGAGGAGUAUAUACAAGCAUUUUAUGAAAAACGGAAGCUCAAUUGCGAGUCCGCAAAAGCUAAUAACCGAGAAAGGGAGAAAUUGUACCUGGCCAACCAAGAGAAAUUUCACAAAGAAGCUCACAAACAAUACUUUAAAGCAAUUGCAGAGAUUAUACCCCGUGAGGUCCCUAAUAUUGAGAAGAGGCGAGGCAAGAAGGAAGAGGAGAAGAAGCCUUCGAUUUCAGUCAUCCAGGGCCCAAAGCCUGGGAAACCCACAGACCUGUCUAGAAUGCGCCAGCUUUUUCUCAAGCUGAAGCAGAACCCUCCACCACAUAUGCUACCUCCUCCUGAGAAAGACAAGGAUGGAAAGGAUGGAAAGGAUGGAAAGGAUGGAAAGGAUGGAAAGGAAAGCAAGGAUGCUAAGGAAGCAAACGAUAAGAAGGAUGGAAAGGAUGCCAAAAAUGAAAAGAUUUCCACACCAAAGGAAGCUAAGGAUGGAAAAAAUGAGAAAAUCGCAACACCAAAGGUGUCUAAGGAUGCCACAAAGGAGAAAAGUUCCACAGGAAAAGCAGCUAAUGAUGCCAAGAACGAGGAAAAUGGCGCACGACAAGGAUCUCCAGCUGCUGCUAUUGACAGGUCUGUUUCAUCAGUCAAGGAUGCUGCGCAACUAGGAUCUCCAAGUGCAGCUCUUGAUAAGCUUUUAUCACCCGUCAAGGAUGCUUCACAACAAGGAUCUCCAGCUGCUGCUAGUGUUGGUAUUCCUAAAGGACCAACUGCGGCUACAUCAACUUCAGUCGAAAGCGGAAAAGUUGCAGAAAGUGAUUCUGCCUCAACAGCAUAAGUUAGUUCCAAUAAUGCAUUUUCUCUUCUUGCCUAAUUAGUCCUUACUACUCUUUUCUGGAGUCAUUAUCAUUUAUUCAUUCUUUUUUACCUUGUUGCUCUAUGUCUAGUUACAAAUAAGAGCGACUCGACUUUUGAGGACAUAUGAUCUGCAGCCAGGGCCUUUCUUCCUGAUGUGUUUAAUUUAGGCUUCUCUUUGCUAAUCCCACAAUGAAUUUGUUUUUCCC
Molecule: messenger RNA, 1690 nt
Organism: Capsicum annuum
Lineage: Eukaryota; Viridiplantae; Streptophyta; Magnoliopsida; Solanales; Solanaceae
Product: clathrin light chain 1
Exons: 3
Coding region: 196-1464 (422 amino acids)
Biological process (GO): intracellular protein transport; clathrin-dependent endocytosis; clathrin coat assembly
Cellular component (GO): clathrin coat of coated pit; plasma membrane; clathrin coat of trans-Golgi network vesicle
Molecular function (GO): clathrin heavy chain binding; structural molecule activity
Source: RefSeq, a predicted model, not a curated record